AUGGUUAACUUUACAAACUUUGUCAAAUCCAAACGUAAGAGGAAAAAGGAGAUUACUUUUCAAGAUAUUCAGGAAAACUUUGAUCUUCCAAUCAAGGAGGCUGCUGAUGCCAUGCAAAUUUCGCUCACACAAUUAAAGAGAAUUUGUAGAGAGAAUGAUAUUCCGAGAUGGCCCUAUCGAAAGCUUCAAGCAUUGCAAAACAAACGUCAAGAUCUCACGGACAUGUUACCGAACAGUGACGAAUUAUCUAGAGAGAGAAUUCAAAGUAAAAUUGACGCAAUCAAUGAGGAAAUUAAAUUCAUUCGAGCACAUCCAAAAACAAUUAUUGGAGGAAGUGGAUCGAAACGAAGCUCCAUAACGAAAUCCAAAAGAUGGUCUCUUCCUUCCAUUGUAUCAGGAGAUGCAAUGAGCUCUGGUGGAGCCACAAGCUCAAACUCAAAUUUGAUUUUGGAACAAACAGUUCUUGGUGGAGGAAACUCCAAUUCAAAUCGAAGGUCACAAAACGAAGAGGAAUUUUUCAAGGAUUUACAACAACGAUUGAAUAAGCAAUAUGGAGGAAUGCCCGCAAAUUUAAUGGGACACGAAUUGGAUGAAGAUGAUGUGGUCGAUGAGGAUGAAAUUAUUGGAGACGAUGCUUUAGAUGACGAGGAGGAUGAAAACACUGACAAUUUGAUGAGAAGUAGAAACCAACAACAGAAAAAAGAUGCGAAUAGAAACAAGAGAUUUUCAAUGCCCUCCAUGAUGCUUCAAGGUGGUUCUUCGUCAUCAUGCACUAAUAAUGUUAUUGGGCAGCAUUCGAGUGGUGGUGUUUCCACAUUCAUCCCAAAACAAUCGACCUCUGUGAAUAACGGCAUUGCAGUCAAUAACUAUACAACGAAUGCCACCAACUAUACUUACUCGGCUCCAAGUCAGCAUGUGGUUCAUCCUCCACCACCAAUUUCUUCGAAUGCUUCUGCGUAUUAUCGAAUGCCUCCUUCAAAUGCUUCACCUUCAUCCUCUUCUCAAUUCAAUAAUGCACAACAUAGCCAGCAAUACUAUCCUCCACAACCACUCACAACCACGCAUGUAGACCCGUAUACACAGCAUCCAUAUUCACAUCAUCACCAUCAUCAUGCAUCAGGUUAUAAUUAUGGACAUUCUCAACAAUCGCCAAGUCACAUGUCGACAACAAGCUCAUCGUCACAUCAAUUACCUACUUUUUCGCAAACUCAUUCAUCACAUCCUUACAACUCUUCGUAUAAUAAUAGUGCGUCAGGACAGACUUAUUCCGGAUUGGGUUCAACGGCUCAUUCUGUAGCACAAUCUUCUCCAUCACAUCAUCAUCAGCAACAGUAUCAUACAUUUAGUGGCAAUCAUUCUCAAAAUUCCUCAUUUAACAUGACAACACCAAAUACAAUUGUGACAACCAGCAGUGCUCCUUCCGAUAACGGUACAGCAACUUCAAGCAAUCUGCAUUCUCAAAUUCAUCAUCACCCUUUGAAUGCAACACCUUCAACAAUGCAUACGACUACUUCUAAUGCAAUUCCAACGAGUAGUAGUGGAAUUAGUGGUGGAUUUAAUGAUAAAUCAACAACAACCACAGCAUUUCAAUCAUCCUACUCUCAUGUACAUAAUCAACAAUCUAGUGGUAGUAGUGGCCGGUCGACUAACAACAGACCUAGCUCCUUAAAUAUUAAUACAUCAUCAUCAUCGUCUGACCCAUUUGGAUUCAAUAGAUAUGUUAGAGAUGGAGAUUAUCUUCCACCUUUGUCACAAUUACUUCAUGGACAGGAUGCCGAACGAAUGCAAGAUUCGCCAGUCACUCUCAACGAACCAUCUCCAUUCGGUAAUAAUGCUAACAAACCCAACAUAUUACCACCAGUACAUAUUCCAUUUGAACAACAACAACAACAAGAGCCAUCUCAAGAUUGUGAUCCUCAAAGAAGUGACGCAUCCAAAAUUUCACAAGCAUUGAACAUUCUCAAAAAGAAGAAUACAGGAAGCGCCAUUAGUUCAUAUCCAUCUUUAGCACAAUCCAACAGCACAGGUCAUUUGGAACAAACGUGUUCUACUUCAAACAACCGUAAUGGUGGUGGCGGUGGCGGUGGCGGUGGCGGUGGUAUUCAGUAUUCAUCGACAUCCAUUGGUGGAGGCACAGCAGCAACUUCAACACGAGAAAAUCUCACCUAUCUCAGAAAAGGAGUUCAAUCGACUGAAUACGAAUAUCCUCCUUUUCAAUACUACAGUCAACAAUAUGAAUCAUCGAUGCCAUCUUUCAUUCAAAUUCCAUCACAUCGUGCAUCACCGAACACACAACCUCAGCAACAGUCAUCCAAUCAUGCUCCUCCUCCAACAUUGUCCAAAUCUCGAUCUGCAAGUGCACUUGUUCAAUCUUCUGCAACGACAACGUCGAGCACUCCACCUUCUCAAGCAUCUGAAUCACAAGGUUCUUCAAACUCCAAACUCUCGUUUUUAGAGAACUUGUUUCGAAGGAAAAUACCAUUCAUAACCAGAAAGAAAAAGUAA
Messenger RNA from Naegleria fowleri, 2505 nucleotides. RefSeq lists its product as uncharacterized. The transcript is spliced from 2 exons. Gene Ontology annotation, molecular function: DNA-binding transcription factor activity. Lineage: Eukaryota; Heterolobosea; Eutetramitea; Acrasida; Naegleriidae. The coding region runs from base 1 to 2505 and encodes 834 amino acids. The record is from RefSeq and is a predicted model, not a curated record.